AUGCCCUCCCUUAUGGUUGUCACCAUCCAAUCGGCCAUCCUCAAAGCAGCUGCCAAUAUCACGGCUCAGACCCUAUCGCAAUGGGGAGCAGAAGAGCCCACCGAACUCGACUGGGCUCGAGUAGCUGAAUUCGCUGUAUUUGGCUUGGUUUCUGCGCCCUUGGUGUGCUUCUGGCAACGCGCUUUGGAGGAAUCCUUCCCCACUCAGAAUGGCGUUGUGUCAAACCCCCACGCCCAAUCCACUGCACGAAAGAAAGACCAACCACACCGGCUCAACUGGCGCAAUGUUCUUCUGAAACUUUUCUUGGACCAAACCAUUGGAUUGUUUUUCAUCAACGUCAUAUUCAUCACUUGCACCACAGGGGCCAGGCUCCAAAGCACAAGCCUUAUCGCUCGCGAAAUUGAAAUGAAAAUAGUUGGAAUUCUGAAGGCUGGGUGGAGGAUUUGGCCUCCCGUUGCCCUCAUCAACUUUCUAUGGGUUCCUUGGCAGUGGAGAGUUGUUGUGACGUCUGUUGUGGGAUUUGGAUGGAAUAUCAUUCUGAGCUUCCUGUCGAAAUAG
Molecule: messenger RNA, 558 nt
Organism: Aspergillus steynii IBT 23096
Lineage: Eukaryota; Fungi; Ascomycota; Eurotiomycetes; Eurotiales; Aspergillaceae
Product: Mpv17/PMP22 family protein
Exons: 1
Coding region: 1-558 (185 amino acids)
Cellular component (GO): cytoplasm; membrane
Source: RefSeq, a predicted model, not a curated record